This is a messenger RNA of Brenthis ino (lesser marbled fritillary), 1944 nucleotides long. Lineage: Eukaryota; Metazoa; Arthropoda; Insecta; Lepidoptera; Nymphalidae. The record is from the annotation of a GenBank genome assembly.
AUGUUCAGAUCCUUUUACGUCAAAGAUUAUAUUGAAUGUUCUAGAAAGGACCUCCUAGUUCUCAGAGCCCCGCCCCCACAGGCCGCACUCUGUGGCGGCAAUCCAGCCAGUACUAGAAUGUCGCUGAAGACCCCGACGCCGGGCGUCGGCGAGCGCGAGACAUGGGGCAAGAAGGUAGACUUCCUGCUCUCCGUCAUCGGCUUCGCCGUCGACCUCGCCAAUGUGUGGCGCUUUCCAUACCUUUGCUACAAAAAUGGAGGGGGGGCUUUUCUAGUACCAUACUGUAUCAUGCUGGUGGUGGGUGGCAUUCCUCUCUUUUAUAUGGAGUUGGCACUGGGACAGUUUCAUCGAAAAGGGGCCAUCACAUGUUGGGGCAGACUUGUACCACUUCUUAAAGGUAUCGGGUACGCGGUAGUUUUGAUAGCGUUCUACGUGGACUUCUACUACAAUGUCAUAAUCGCUUGGGCACUUCGAUUCUUCUUUGCAUCCUUCACCACUUUGCUGCCUUGGACCAACUGCAACAAUGCUUGGAAUACGCCUUCUUGCCAACCGUUCGAAGCUAACUGGACGUUGAUAAACGCAAACGAAACAAGCCACAAUUCGUCAGAGACAGAAACACAGACCGCUCCAUACACAUCUGCUGCAUCAGAAUACUUUAAUCGGGCCAUAUUGGAACUACACAGAAGUGAAGGUUUACAUGAUUUGGGCGCCAUAAAGUGGGACAUGGCUUUGUGUCUCCUCGCAGUUUAUAUUAUUUGCUACUUCUCACUAUGGAAAGGCAUCAGUACUUCUGGGAAAGUUGUUUGGUUUACGGCGUUAUUUCCAUAUGCAGUUCUUUUAAUACUGUUGGUGCGAGGCAUCACUCUUCCAGGUUCCGCUACAGGCAUUCAAUACUAUCUAAGCCCUAACUUCGAAGCCAUUACACAACCGCAGGUGUGGGUAGAUGCAGCAACUCAGGUCUUCUUUUCCUUGGGUCCAGGUUUCGGCGUACUUUUGGCUUACGCUUCUUACAACAAAUAUCACAACAACGUUUAUCAAGACGCUAUACUAACAAGCGUGAUAAACUCUUGCACGUCAUUCGUGGCGGGUUUCGUGAUAUUCAGCGUGUUGGGGUACAUGGCGCACGCGUCGGGCAAGCACGUGCGCGACGUGGCCACGGAGGGCCCGGGGCUGGUGUUCAUCGUGUACCCGGCCGCCAUUGCCACCAUGCCGGGCUCGACUUUCUGGGCUUUGAUAUUCUUUAUGAUGCUGUUGACUUUGGGAUUGGAUAGUUCUUUCGGUGGUUCAGAAGCGAUAAUAACCGCACUCAGCGACGAGUUCCCACCAAUCGGCCGUCACCGAGAACUGUUCGUAGCGUGUCUCUUCACGCUGUACUUCUUCGUGGGUCUGGCGUCGUGCACUACGGGCGGCUUCUACGUGUUCCAACUGCUUGAUAGAUACGCUGCGGGCUACUCCAUGUUGGUGGCCGUGUUCUUUGAAGCGAUCGCUGUGUCUUGGAUUUAUGGUACGGAAAGAUUUUGCGAAGACAUCCGCGAUAUGAUCGGCUUCCGACCAGGUCUGUACUGGCGUAUUUGCUGGCGUUUCGUCGCCCCCGCGUUCCUCCUCUUCAUCACGGCGUACGGCCUCAUGGACUACGAGCCGCUGCAGUACGACCGCUACGUGUACCCGGGCUGGGCCAACGCCCUCGGCUGGGCCAUAGCCGGCUCCAGCGUCGUAUGUAUACCGGCGGUCGCUGUUUAUAAGAUUAUUACUACGAAAGGAACGUUCUUUGAGCGACUAACGAUUCUAACAACACCAUACGCGGACACACAACACUCAGUACAUAACGGGGUAGUCGUGUCUGAGAGCGGGGGCGUGAGGCUGGCGUCGGCCGCCGCGUCCCCCGGCACGCCCCCCUCCCCCGCCGCGCCGCCCGGCACCCCCCCCGCGCCGCCCGCGCUCGUC